This is a messenger RNA of Bolinopsis microptera, 7620 nucleotides long. RefSeq names its product centrosome-associated protein 350-like. Gene Ontology annotation, molecular function: microtubule binding. The record is from RefSeq and is a predicted model, not a curated record. The coding region runs from base 117 to 7352 and encodes 2411 amino acids. Gene Ontology annotation, biological process: microtubule anchoring. Lineage: Eukaryota; Metazoa; Ctenophora; Tentaculata; Lobata; Bolinopsidae. Gene Ontology annotation, cellular component: centrosome. The transcript is spliced from 34 exons.
AGCAUAGGAUCGAGAAAUUCCACUGGAUGGCCUCCUGUUAAUGGUUAUCCUGAAGUCUAAAGCUCACAGACAGAUUCUGAAAACUAGUUUAUUCUGAUUAUAGAUCUGAAUUCAACAUGUCAGAUGAUAUCACUAAAGCAUGGGCUGGAAUUGGAAGCAUCAAAGCAUCUGCAAGUGGUCUUGAAAGAAAGAUAACGUCCUACAGAAAUUCUCAAAAAAGUCAGGAUCACCCUCCUACCAGAUCAGUUUUUGAAAACAUGGACCUUACAAACAACAGCAGAAACAUGGCAGCAGACACAAUUCCCAGAACAAUAGUUGGAAACCUGAAUCAGAGAACCACUUCUUCACCACUUAAAAGUGGUCGUACUGAUGUGGUUUUCAGUGACAUUGAGAGUGUCUCCACUAUUCCAUCACGUCCUCUUAGAGAUCCUAAAGCUAUUGAAGAGGGAAUGAUGAAGUUGAAGGAGAAGAUUUUAAGGCAGAAGCAGCUUAGUGGACAAGCUGCCAAGAGAAAAGACACUCAAAAAGGAGAAGAACAGCAAGUGAGGUUUCUUGACCCAGAGGAAUAUUCUGUAAGUACAUCACAAUACACACGGGCACCUCAAGUUGCUCCGAAAAGUAUUGUCCGCAAGAGAAAGAAAGCCACUGCUCCAGCUCUUGAGAACAAUUUUGGUUGUAAUGAGCCCCAGAAACCUGUUAAAAAGACCUUUCAACCUGUUCAACCUAGAGCCAAAACGCCUGAACCCAAGCCAGUGAUCAAGCAGCCUGUUCUUCAGCGUAAGAUCAAGACUGGUGAUGGUGGGAAAUCUGCUAUUAUCACCACAUCUUCAUGGCGCCAAGGUGCAGCAUUAACAAGGAAAGUUUUGGGAAACAAGACACAGGAAACUACUAGUACAACCAGCAUCACAAGUGAUACAACUUCUACAAAAUCCAUUUCAGUUGCCAAGAAGGAAAUUCAGCCUGUCAGGAAGGCCAAAAAGCCCAAAACUCCACCGAAUGUUCCAAGAAAGCCUAGAAAGAUAGAAAAACCACCUGUUGAGGAGCCUCCAAAAGUUAAAGCUCGCCACUACAACCCAUCUGAUGUUCAGAAUUAUAUUGAAAACACGAGAAAGCAGAGGAAAAAAGAAAUGAUAACUGAGAAAAGAAAGCAUGCUGAGGCGGAGAAAGAAAAAGAAAAGCGUCUAAAAGAGCUAUUUAACUUUCAAAAGAAAGCACUGAAACGAAGCACUGUGAACCCCUCACCAACUUCACCAUCUCCACAACCAGGCAAGAGGAUAUCAGUUACAGAUUCUGAUUCUAAAACCAGAGCUACCUCUAGUGAAUCAUCAGAUAAGGAGAACACUAUCAGUGAAAAGUCUCUUCCUUACAUACCUCUUAUACCUCCAUCUGCUACUAUGAGUGACUCAAACAAGCGAAGCUCUCCGCCUGAGAAAGAUGAUGAAAUCAAUAUGUCGGAUAGUGAUGGUGACGAGGCUGUAAAUACUGACGAAGAAAAAGAAAACUCUAUAAAAGAAGUCAAUCUCCUGGAUACUUACAUGGAUCCAGGUAAGCAGGAAUCGUUCACUUCAACAUCGGCUCUGUACAACGAGCAGAGACAGAGGAUGGACGCUAUCAGACAAACUGCAUUAGCUCUCAGACAAAAGAUCUACGAAGAGACGAACAGACUUACGGCGGAAGCUUCUCGAGCGACCAAUUUCACCUCCGGGCUCCCUCGCUACAACUCACAACAAUCCCUACCAGGAGCUAAAAAUAUCCGAGAAGCGUGGGUAGAAAGCCAAGAGUCUGGUAACGACUCUACUGCUCAAGAUAAGACUGAUAAUAGUGUUUCUGAAGAAGUUUCUAGAGCGUCCUCUAUUGACUACAGAGAUUACCAGAUACCGUCUCCUCCCAAACAUGAAGUGACACCAGAACCCUAUCAGUAUCCACUCACAGCUGAUCCGUACAGCAUUAUCAACGUCUACGCUAGAAAACGACAAUUAGAAGAGAAGAGAAUUGAGGAAGAAAAGAAAGAGAGAGAAAAAUCAGAAGAUAAGGAGAGAUUGGAGAGAGAAGCGGCUCUGCUGGUGAUGAAGAAGGAGCGGGAGGAGGAGCAGGAAAAACUACGCGAAUUGGAGCGUCAACUCUUAGAGGACAAGGUAGCAAUAUCAGCACUGGAAGAGGAGCGCAGGACUCACAGCAGAUUACACGUGACGGAUAUAGAACACGUGACUGAUAUGGAAGGGUCUGAUAUUUCUGGUAGCAGUGGAGCGGGAGCUGAUACUCGUAAUACUGAGUCGCUGCUGAGGACCAGCUGCUCAGACAGCAGCAGCAGUACAGCACGUGACAGGUCACGUGACUCAUACCACUUCACACCUGACAGAACGGAGGAUGCGAACCUGGUGUCCCCCGCCAGCGCGAGGAAAACCUUAUCUUUCUCUGAGGAGGAUACUCCUGGCAAGCAAGAUGAGAGUGGAGUGUACUCGCCUGGUGCGUUGCACCGCAAACUGCGCGGCGAGCUGGCGCGCUACGAUACAUUCAGCGCUGGGCUAGAACAUGCCACCACAUUGGAGCAUACUCAACAAUACACUGAGUCUCAACACGACACUAUUGCUAUGGCUAGGGCCAUGCAGCGUGAGAAAACUGAGCAUGCCUCUGAGAUGACAGAGUUGCAAGAAAAGCUGAAGAAGGACAUGUUGGCGUUCCAGGAGAAAUUGCAGCAUGUCCAACAGCAGACCAUGUUGACUAAAGCUGAAAACCUGGCUAAGGAGGCUGAGAUCAAAGCUAAAUCAGCAGAAGCUGCUCUACAAGCCACACAUAAGAUAGCGUCUAGCCAGGAUGCUACGAACAAGGAACUAAUCAACAUGGCUCAGCACAUUCUCAAGUCUCACACCAAGAAAUCAGUGGCUACUAUUUCAGAGUCCACCCCGACAGAGUCCACCCCGACAACAGCCUCGUUCUCAAGAGACGCUGGUAGUGAGUCUCCGUACACCCCAUCACAGGUUACACCCAAACUAUCGCAAUCAGCUGUGGAUGAUAUUAACGAUAUAACUGUCACAGGAUCGGAAGCCCUGUCGCCAACAGACACGACCCUAAACGUGACCUUUGAAGUGGACAGCGAACUCAGGACUCCUAGCCCGACCAAGAGUCGACCUUUGGACAGUGAUAUACCAGAGGAGAUCUCCGAGCAGAUCCCAACCUCUUCGCAACAAGACAUCCCCACAGAAGUAUCAGUUUCAUCAGCAUCAGAGGACCCUGAAACUCCGAUGACAGAGACCGGAAUGACAGAGGAGCCGGUUACACCGGUCUCCAGGCGGGGCCUGAUGAUGGCUGAUACUCCCGGCAGAGACGCCGAUGUGGAGACCGAGUUCGAGAGUUCUCCAGAGAAAGCUCAUGAGUCAUUCAGAGCUGUACUGCCGUCUGAAUCCCACCGAAGAAGGAUGAGUGCCUCUGAUGCGGAAUCGGUCGUCUCUGUUAACCUCUCAACAAGAAAGGAUAAAUUCGCAACAUUCACACUCGAGCAAGUGGACCAUUACAUGAAAAAUGACAAGCUGAGGUCUAAACAUCAGAAAGCUCUGCUGGACCUACGACAACAAGCCGUAAAGGAGAAAACAAACGCAAAACUUCAAUGGAUUGAUAUCAAGAAAAGACGGAUCCAGAAGAAAGGAUACGACGAUAAGAUGCCACCCCUACUCAAACAAGAGAAACAUAUCCUAGCUACAUUGGCAUCAGAACAGGAGGAGAUAAGGAGACUUGCAGCAGUACAAAGAGCAGCUCAGGCAGAACGAAAGAAAAUGUUGCUGCAACAACGUGAAAUAUCACACAUCCAGGAGCGAACAGCAGCUUUCAGAAGGAAGAUUAAAUACGCUGAGGAGCAUCCCACUGAUUUUGAGGAUGGUGUGUCCGAUACGGACGCUUCUGAGUACACUAGGAUCUUCUCAGAAUAUGAUACAGACGUCAGCAGUGUUUAUGAGGCAGAUGAUAUGAAGAUAAAAUCCCUAACAGACUUUAACCAGAAGAUACAGAAGGAGGGGGAGGAAGUCAGGAGACUCCUUGAUUUGGCACUGUCAGAGAAACGGGAAACUGAGAAGAUCGAGCAAGAGUUUGGGCUAUCCUCAACCUCUCGACUCCCCCACGGUAUAACCCCUCUCAACGAUACCAGUUCCACCCUCAAAGAUGAUCUUAAUAACACUCUCAAAUACUCGGAGGUAGAGUCCAGUACCCCUUAUAGAGGACAUGUCGGGCCUGUACCUGACUCCCCUGCUCUCUCUGUUAUUGAUCAUGAACACAGUUCCCUCGAGGAGUUGGAGGGUCGAAUACAGAACCUAAAGAGUGAGUUAAAGAGGAAGAAAGAUGAAGCAAGGACGCUUCUAAAGAAUCAGCAGCAGAAGAAAAAGCAAGCCCUUCGACAGCAGGAAUUAAAACUCCGAAAACAAAUUCAGACUGUUACAGACGUUAUAGAGAAACAAAAGUCACAGAUCUCCACAAAGCUCCGGCAACACUCUCCCUCCCGUUCAGAUCGAGGUGACUCCCCCGUCAAGCGCUCCCUGGUUAAAAGCCACAGUUCCCGGUCUGACCUCUCAAUCUCUCCGGAUAGUUCUAGAAUAAUCUCCAUCACCUCGUCUCUCUCUGAUAAGGAUGUGACGGUUUCAGAGAAGAAGGAGGAUGAGUAUGUGUCAGAGUCUAUAGGGAAAUCUACUCAGUCUAUCAGUGAGUCGGUGGAGCGGGAGAAAAAGACCGCGGCUACCACUCGCUCAGUUUCAUCAGCCGUUUCGAGCAGGAAGCAAGAUGACACUUCCAACUCCAUUUCAGAGGAUCUGAGCAAGUUUUCUGAAGCUUCCUACCAUAAACUGUUACCUAGUACCACUGAGUUAGACCCGGCAAUACACCUUUCAUUCCCUGAAUUUGACAAAUCACACGAGUCCAUCAAAGCAUCCGAGAACAUCAAAUCUAUUGGGGAGCUAGAAGACAAAGACGACAGUAUAUCUGAUAGACCCUCUAUAUUCUCUCUACAAGAAGUAGGUGAUAUUGUUGACGAUGACAAGGCUCCAUAUAAUGAGUCCCCUCAGCCUUCAUUCCAUCUCGAGGUAAAAGAGGUGCUGGAAGAUCUAUCUAUCUCGUCUGGAAGCAGCAUCAAUGACAACACAGAUGUCAGUAUCAGCUCCUACAAGAAUCUUUCCCACAGCAGGCUCAGUCAACCAAAAGAUGAUAGCAUAUCAGAGGAGAUUUAUGAGGCUUUAAUUUCAGAGAAAUCAAGCUAUCACUCCAAAUCCCUGUCAAAGAAUCAGAGCCGAUCUACCAAAGCGGACCACUCAUCAUCCAAAUCAGACUCCAGUUCUCACCAUAAAACCAUAUCAGAGAAGUUAGCAGAGCUGAACCUAGACGGUGGAUCUCCAACUCUCAACAAGUUGACCUCUAAAUCUUCUGUAAAACACAGUUACACUCUUUCGUUUGACGAGGGUGAAGAUGUAGAUGAUGAUAACGACGACUUCAAGUCCUUGCUCUCAGAUAUUGAUGAGUCUCUGCACAAGUCUGCUGAUAUCAUGUCCGCGGCCAAGUCCUCGUCGCCUGGUUUGGUCAACGUGGAGUUGGAUGUAGCGGCUCUUACUCCUGUAUAUGCUGCUCCAGACUCCGUCUCUGCUUCCUCUAAAACUAAGGGAUCAAAACAACAGACCCUAAGAGGAGAGCUGAUGAAAACCUGCUCUAUAUCUACUGAAAUUGAAACUGAUCUGGAGAAGUCACCUCGUGUCGAUAAAUCACGUGACAAAAGUGAAUCUUCAGAGAAAUCACGUGGAAUGUUCUCGAAUUUGAGCGAUAUUUCUUCUCCUACUCCAGGAUCAAGCACAGACACCAGAUCAACAACAAAACGACUCGACUCACCUGACCAAGUCCAUUCCUCCUCCAAGUUCCCACUACAACCCACUCCCCCGCUCCCUCUCGCUCCCUCUCCAGCCAGCAAGUCGUCCCUCCUCCCUUCUCCCCCUAAAUCCCAACAAAGUGCUGGCAACCGGAUUUUAUCGGAGAGAAGUCAGAGCCUCCGACAGAGAUCUUUUAAACCUCCAUCUGUCCCAAUUACUAGCGAGAUCGAAGAAGAGUUCUCAGUGGCAGAUGAGACUGACAUAGAUCUAGACGAUUUCUCUCAAGAUGAAAAGAGUGAGGGUCAGGUUUCACUGAAACACGAACUAGCUCUUUCGAAGCAUGACAUGCCUCAGUCGAGACAAGAGUCCAAAUCGGACGGGAGUGAGGCUUCGUUUUCGGCCAGCAAAACUAUGUCAGAGUUGAAGGAGUUGAUGUCUGAGCCAUCAAAACGUUUCAGGAGUUCAUCAGGAUCCACAACUCCUGUACAAGGAGAUCCUCUAUCGCCUAAAAACGUAACAUCUGACGAAGACGAGAGGACUAUAUCAGAAAAAAGUGACCAAGAUGUCAUAACGGAGACACAUAAUACCUCAACACCACGUGAGAUCUCCACAGAACCACGUGAGAUCAGCACAGAACCACGUGACGAAGCGGGACAGCUUCCUGAGGAGCUUGUGCACGAGAUGCUGCGCGCGGCGGUACAGAAGAUGUUGAAGAUUCGACAGAACAAGGUCCAGCGAGAGCUGAGCUCCUCUCCCAAAUACACGGAGCGGUCCCCCACAUCUCCCGAACAGGGGUCUCCAAUUAGAGGAGAACCCGCAAUAUUUAACGACACGCACCGAGACUCAGAUUUGGAGAAUGCUCUUGCGCUUGCUAGAAGUUGCACCACCACAGAGGAGAGAUCUACUGUAACCACUCCCGAUGCUCUCCCUGCACCAAAGAUCACAGUACAAAACACGAGCUCCUCAACCCGAGAGUUGGCAGUAGCAGCAACCCGACACCUGGUCUCCUGUCUCCGGGACAAGAGACCCUGCACUCUGGACACACUCCAGCUCCAGGAGGAGUUCUCAGAGGAUUUCAACCAGGAGGAGAGGAACCAGGGCAGGGUUUAUCGGGAGUUAGUGGUUAAUACCACGCUGGAGUGUUAUCGGCAGAUUGAUCUGGAGUAUAAUCUCUCUGAUAGGGACAGAGAAGAACUGCCGCCAUGGAAAGCAGCUAUAAAACGACAACCUCGCCCCCAUUGGAUGAAGGGGCUGCCCAGCAGAGUUACCUUACAUAACAUUGAGGACUACCUACCUGAUCUGGUGGUUCGAAUACUGGGACUUUCAGAGGACUGCAAACCCAGGAAAUACCACAACAUGGAGAGCAUUCUAGCUCAGGAAAUUCGAGACGAGGAAGCGGAGUGGACGGAUUACGACUCGGACGAGCUGGUCGUUAAAUUCCGAAUCGCUGAUUCCAUAUUCGAGAAUUUAUUAAGGGAAACCAUGGCUGUUUUCUCAGCUAUAGAGAGCAAAUCAUGAGGCAAAUAGAUAUGGCCUAAUGCGAAUGGUUCAAAAUUGUUAGUUUUUCUCAUGACUAUUCUAGACUGAUCACUUGGUUGCUCCUUCUAAUGCAAUCCAAUAAUAGCAACGUGGAAGAGCACAAAGAAUCACUGCUCACACACAUGGAAAGAAACGGAUCUUGCCUCCACUUUAGUAACAGCUUCAUUUCAUAUUAAGUUAACUGUUUAUAUAUUGUACAGAGCUUUCAGACGUUUUAUUUAUUAUUUUUACGUGUUUCAUGGCCAUU